This is a messenger RNA of Hypomesus transpacificus, 3184 nucleotides long. Its product is annotated as inaD-like protein. Lineage: Eukaryota; Metazoa; Chordata; Actinopteri; Osmeriformes; Osmeridae. The transcript is spliced from 19 exons. Gene Ontology annotation, molecular function: protein binding. The coding region runs from base 159 to 2702 and encodes 847 amino acids. The record is from RefSeq and is a predicted model, not a curated record.
UAAGCUAGCUAGUUAGCACUGUGCUAGGCUUAAGAAGUUGCUGUGCUCUAUGGAAUGGUAUCAUUUGGACACUGUCUAUUGCUGAGGAGGUAAGGUGCGGACACCACCGUAGACCUCCCGUUACAGGUUGAUGCACUGAAGAACUGAUCACUGGGACGAUGUAUGAAAAUGUCCCAACAGUCUCCAGUCAGGAGCGCCAGCAGGUGCUGCAGGCCCUGGAGCGUCUGCAGUCCAAGCUGGUCCAGAGGGAGGAGUGGACCCACAGCGAGAGGCUGGCCGAGCUGAGGGAGGCCCUGCAGAGCCCGCUGCUAGGACACAUCCUCACCCUCCAGCACUCCAUCAAACAGCUCAAAGAGCAGCUAAACUGCAUGCCGCCGGAUGCCUGCAGCGAGUUCAACUUCUCCAGGAAGGGCCAGCUGAUAGUCAGCGCCAGUCGCCCAGCCAGUAGCCUGGCCACGUCCGGCCAGGCCUCUCUCCUGUCCAAUAGCGCGGCCCCGUCCCCAGCAGGUCGCCCCUCCCCCGGCCAGCUCCAGAGAUGGAUCGACAGCGUGGCCAAGGGGCGCCACACGGAGCACAUCUCCCUGCCCAAGCCCCUCUCUGGGGGUCUGGGCUUCAGCGUGGUGGGCCUGCGGCCGCAGGGAACCGGGGGCCACGGGGUCUUCAUCCGACAGGUGCAGCCUGGGAGCGUGGCACACAGAGAUGGGCGGCUGCAGGAGAACGACCAGGUCCUGGUGAUCAGCGGCAUGGCUCUGGACCAGAGCGUGACCCAGCAGCAGGCCCUGGCCCUGCUGCAGCAGCCUGGGGAGCGGGUGGACCUGGUGGUGGCCAGGGACGGAGCCCCAACGACGGCCCCGUGGCCCGGCACGACCACGCCCAUUCAGACGGAGGAGUGGGGCCACGUGGAGCACAUCGAGCUGCUGAACGACGGCUCGGGCCUGGGCUUCGGCAUCGUGGGAGGCAAGGCCACCGGUGUGGUGGUCAGGACCCUCGUCCCCAACAGCGUGGCGGACAAGGACGGGCGGCUGCGUACGGGCGACCACAUUCUGCAGAUCGGGGAGACCCCCACCCAGGGGCUGGCCAGCGACCAGGUGGUCAAGGUGCUGCAGGGCUGCGGCAGCCGCGUGCACAUGCUCAUCGCCCGCGACCCCCUGGUCCAGACCCCCGUGGCGGGGCCCCCCCUGCCCCCUCCCCCGCCCAGCGCCGCCCCCGUCUCCUCCCUGCCGCCCCCCGCGCUCACCCAGCGCAGGGUCAGCAGCACCCCCAACCUGGAGGGUUAUGAGAUCCACGAAGUGCCUCUAACCAAGAAGGAGGGCCAGAGCCUAGGCAUCUCCAUCAUUGGCUACAACGCCUUAACCAGCGAAGACGCCGUGGGCGUGUUCGUGAAACACGUGGUGCCAGGAAGCGCCGCCGAGCAGAGCGGGAACAUACGCGUGCAUGACAGGAUCAUAGCGCUGGACGGGGUGAGCCUGCAGGGCUUCACCAACCAGGAAGUGCUGCAGGUGAUGAAGCAGACGGGCCAAACGGUCCACCUCACCCUGGUCAGGAAGAUGGCCGCCCCCAAACCCACAGCCCGCGUCCUGGAGAGAUCCCUGGACAAAGUCCAGAGAGAGCCGUCGCGCGUCUCUUUGAAGAGGUCGUCCGAGGUCAAGGCGCGGUCCUCAGACCUCCAGAGGGCCCCCGGGGCCCCCGUGGCCCCCAGCCUCCCCCUGGAGGCCCCGCUGUCCGGCCUGGACACCAGCAAAACACAGCUGGCCAGAGGUGUCGAGGCGGUCUCAGUGACUGAGCAGGAGCUCAGGGCUAAAUGGGAGCAGGCCCUGGGCCCUCAGUACGACGUCAUGGUUGUGGAGCUGGACCCAGUCAUCGAGGACGACGCUGAGCUCCAGAAGUUCUCCAAGCUGCUGCCCAUCCACACCAUGCGUCUGGGGGUGGAGCUGGACUCGUUCGACGGCCAUCACUACAUCUCCUCGAUCGCCCCCGGGGCUCCGCUCGCUAAGCACGGAGCCCUGAGGCCUGAGGACGAGCUGCUGGAGGUGAACGGGGUGCAGCUGUACGGGAAGUCGAGGCGGGAGGCGGUGGCGUUCCUGCGGGAGGUGCCCCCCCCCUUCACCCUGGUGUGCUGCAGACACCUGGCCCAGGAGGAGGGCAGCGAGUACCAGCCCGACCCAGAGGACUGGGGCUCCCACAGCCCAGACGCCCGGCUGGACGAGAUUGAACUGAAGCUAUCCUCUAUGCUGGCCGGACAGCCUUCCACCAGAGACACUGGCUACGACCAGCUCUCGGACCAUGUGACCUUGGAGGAGGAGCCUGUGGACCUCACGCCUCAGGACCACAGGGACCCCGAGGAAGAGGAAAAGAAUGAGCAGGAGGAAGAGAAGGAGUGGGAGGAGGAGGAGGAGGAGGAGGAAGGAGAGCUGGCUCUCUGGUCCCCUGACGUCCAGGUUCUGCAGUUGGAGAAGGGAGAGAAGGGCCUGGGCUUCAGCAUCCUGGACUACCAGGUAGAGGAUCUCCACAGGGCCUGGCCACCUGUCGACCCCCACCCUGGUCUCUCCCCCUCCCUCCUUCACCCGGCGUUGGCUCUCUCUCCAGCGCUCCCUCUCUCCUGCUCUCUCUCUUUCCCCUCCACUUCCCCUGUUCUUUCUCUAUCUCUCUCUCUCUUUCUCCCUCCAUCCCUCCCUCCCGCUAUAAUUCCUAGGGGAACGUAAACAGAGGGGGAACAUGAGAUCUUGAUCCCAAGUACCAGCAGCACUGACCCUUGCUAGAACCUGGCGGUUAGGCCUGGACGUUCUUGGAAAAUACACAGACAAAUGGAUAAAUGGAAGAUCUGAUGGAUGGAUGGAGGGAGGGAGGGUGCCAACUGAAUUGUUUACGUCCGUGACUAGAGUAGGGUUUUGAUGAAGUGGGCCUAAAUAUGCAACCUCUUGACAUAUUCCAGUCCCAAAUCAAGUGAGGGGUAUUGAGUCCAAUGCGGUACUGUUUGGGGCGUUCGGUAAAUAAAGCCCUUUGUGAGUAAUGGUAUCUACAGUAGCAUGCAGCACACCUGAUGUCACUCUGAGCUGGCUCCAGCAGGGCUGAAGGACCAGUCUGAGAUCCCAGUUUCAUGGUGCUCUGUCGAGGCCCAGAAUGAUGGCCCACCAGACCCAGUCGCAUGGCUGUUUAAUAGCAGUAAUACUAGCAGUGAACCUGG